Ixodes scapularis (black-legged tick) is the source of this 3517-nucleotide messenger RNA. RefSeq names its product NT-3 growth factor receptor. NCBI's taxonomy places the organism in Eukaryota, Metazoa, Arthropoda, Arachnida, Ixodida, Ixodidae. The record is from RefSeq and is a predicted model, not a curated record. The coding region runs from base 523 to 3105 and encodes 860 amino acids. Gene Ontology annotation, molecular function: ATP binding; neurotrophin binding; transmembrane receptor protein tyrosine kinase activity. Gene Ontology annotation, cellular component: plasma membrane; axon; signaling receptor complex. The transcript is spliced from 15 exons. Gene Ontology annotation, biological process: cell surface receptor protein tyrosine kinase signaling pathway; positive regulation of kinase activity; cellular response to nerve growth factor stimulus.
GACCAGUUGCCGACGCGCUCAGCUGCGAGACGCGCUUCGGCGUCGAAGAGCUCGUUCCGCUGUGAUGAAGUAAAACAAAAAAAGUAAAAAGACAAAGCUCCCCCUGCUCUUCAUUUCUUCGUGGCAACGAUGCGUCACCAUCCACAAGUCAGCAUGUGAGGAGGAGAAUAGAGCUGCUGGAACGUGCACUCUGUCCUGGCUCUCGUGGCCCUCUCCCAAUGUGAAAACCGGUGGCACCGCGCGUACCUCGUGGGAUUAUGUGUUCUUUCCAGCUUGUCGCUCCUCGCGUUCCUCCUGACACUAGCUCUCGAACGGUUGCUUAGUCUGCACCGGGUCGUCCUCAAGCUCUACCUGAACCUACCCACCGGCUUGGAAUCUUUCCUCUUCAAAGCAGUCUUCGACUCGGAGGAUGACCGGCACCAGGGAUUCUCCCGACGGUUAGCGCUGCUUGAGAAGUAGCCCGUAGUUAUUGCGGCCGAGUGUCCGGCAACUUCGCAGUGCGCUGCCCGUCCUUCCGGAACCAUGGUGCUUGGUGGGAGUUCAUCGUGGCGCCUGGUGCUCGCCCAGGCGAUCCUCUUGUGCUUCGGAAUGUCGUGGUGUUGGGCGACUUCAGUGCCGCGUUUCCAGGGGGUGUCCAUGUACAACGCUACUCACGUGUCCAUCGUGGGUGAGCCCAACGCGACGCGGAAGUUGCUACCGCCGGAGCAGUUUUGCCAGAGUCUGGGCUGCUCUUGCCACCUAGACCAAAGUCUGUCGUGCCAGCUAGAGAGUGAUCGCAUCGCCGCCAUCCCGCAGCUACUCGACCAAGACAGAGCCAACAAGAUCACCGACAUAAACAUCGAAAACCAGAGGAACUUCGUCGAACUCAACGAAGCCCAACUCCAGAUUUACCCGAAGUUGAAGACCUUGACGAUUCACAGAUGUGGCCUCAAAUACGUCUCUCCCAAGGCGUUUUUUCACAACCGAGAUAUUCAAAAAAUUGACCUCAGGUACAACGAGAUUGAAGCCAUCACCUGGACCGCCAUUGAAGGACUAGGCACUAUUGAAUUGUUGAUUAGCGACAACGAGCUGGUGUGCAACUGCAGCGCCAAAUGGAUACAGAUGAAAAUUUUGCAGAACAGCCGAAUCUUCGGCCCCUUGGGCAACAAGAUCGAGUGUCAGCACCCCGACCAGCGCAGCCAGACGUCUCUUCUGUCCAGCUACACCAUCGACGGAUGUGAUGUGCCCGAGGUGGAAGUGGUCAACGUCAGCGCGCGGGUGUACGAGCGCGAGCGCGUGACGCUCACAUGCCGGGGCCGCGGGAAGCCUGCCCCUCGCGUCCACUGGGACACGGCACGGGUGCAGGCGGCACCCUACGAGCUCAAAACUACCUCCUCGGUCGAAGAACAGCACGACGCGGAGGGAAAGCUCAUCGGCACCAUCCAGGUGACCACGACCGAGCUGGUGCUGCACCGCGUCGACGGCACCGCCAACGGCCCCCUGCGCUGCUACGCCGACAACCUGGUGGGACGAUCCAAGGCGGACGUCAACCUCACCAUCUUCACACCUCCCAGGAUAACGUCGAUGAAGAUGGGCAAACGGUUCAAUCAUCACAUUCAGUACGACGUGGUCGCCUACCCCAUGUUCAACUGGAGCUGGUUCAUCAAUGACCGGCCACUGGAACGGGACCCGGAGAAGUACAAUUACAUCCAUCAAAAGACCGACACCGCUUCCUACCGAGGCUUCUUGGAGUUCCUGAGUCCCAUCUCUUCGGUCGCGGGCUUCUACACUCUGGUGGUGGAGAACGAGUUCGGCACGGCCAACGAGACACUCGAGGUCACGUUCCCCGGAAUACCUCACAACAACAAUAACAACCCCCGGCACAGGCCGCCAGUGCCGUCCGGGAAGCCCCGCAUUCAGGAGAGAGAACCAUAUGUCGACGUCGACAUCCAGCAGAUCCCGAUCAUCGUGACGCUGAGCGUGCUCGUGGUGCUGGUGAGCGUGGUGGGUGCGCUGGUCGCCCUGCGCUGGUGCCAGUUCCGCCAGGAGAACUACGCGGCCGACGGCACCCGCUUCUGCGCCUGGCUCUGGCUCUCCAUGCGGCCCGGGGGACGGCGCUGCUUCGACCGCAAGCGCGUGGUGGGCAAGGAGCGCAUCCCACUCAACAUGACCAGGAUGGUCGAGAACCCCAACUACCCCAACUACUUCCAGGACACCAUGAAGAACGGCAAGACAGUAGUUCGCCACAUAGCCCGAGAGAAGAUUAGCUUUAUCCAGUCGCUGGGCGAGGGAGCCUUCGGCCGCGUCUUCCUGGGCACGGUGGACUACCUCACGCCGGACGAGCCUACGACGCUGGUGGCCGUCAAGACCCUCAAGAACAUGAGCGUGGACGAGGCCCGCCUCGACUUCGACCGCGAGGCCGAGUUGCUCACCAACCUGCAGCACGCUAACAUCGUCCGCUUCUAUGGAAUCUCCACCGACGGCGAUCCACUCAUGAUCCUGUUCGAGUACAUGGAGUACGGGGACCUCAACAACUUCCUUAGAGACCGAGGUCCUGACAGCACAGUGCUCGAUCCCAAGAGCAAGCAGGUGCCGCCGCUGAGCAGGGCCGACCUGCUCAAGAUAUCGACCCAGGUGGCCUGUGGCAUGGAGUACCUGGCGUCGCAGCAUUUUGUACACAGAGACCUGGCGACCAGGAACUGUCUCGUCGGAGACAUGCUCGUCGUCAAGAUUGGAGACUUCGGCAUGUCCAGGGAUGUCUACAGCACGGACUACUACCGGGUGGGCCGGCACACAAUGCUCCCUAUCCGGUGGAUGCCCCCGGAGAGCAUCCUCUACCGCAAGUUCACAGUCGAAUCAGACGUGUGGAGCUUCGGCGUCGUCUUAUGGGAGAUCUUCGCCCUUGGGAAACAGCCCUGGUACGAGCUGUCCAACCAUGAGGUGAUCCAGCAAGUAACCAGCGGGAAGCUAUUGGGCAAGCCCGACGAGUGCCCCGAAGAGAUCUACCAAAUCAUGCUGUCCUGCUGGAAAGCACAGCCCCAGGACAGGAGUCCCAUCAAGGUCUUGCACGAGCAGCUCGACCACUUUUGCAAGGCUGAGUCCGAAUACAUGCCUAUCAUCGAGUGAUCUCUGUUGUGAUAAACUCUCGCUUGAAAGCAACAACCAACAAGCGCUGCAAAUGAAAACCUCUAGCACAACUCUUCCAGACUGCUGACAGCGCCGUGUCUCCGUGAUUAUGAACUGGACGAUACUGAAGACUCUGAUCGGCUUCGGUACGAGGUCGACUGGUGCGUGGGGACAGAUUCGCUGUCUACUGUGCGAUCUGCAAUGAGUUUUGGUACCCUCUUUUGUGGUGCUUUCGUUUUCGUUCCAACGAUUGUAAAUGUUAUACUCUAGCUGGGGCUUCCCCCGUAGGAGCAAAAAGACCGUGUGUGAAGCGCUACCCUGGUAAGCUAAGAGUCAAACACAAAGCGUACGUUGGGCCCGUAAGGCGGCUUGCAUCGCCAUCGUCAUGUACUUUCUUUUUUUUUUUUUUUUU